CGCCCGUGUGCGCGUUGGCUGGCUUCAGGGAGUUGCUUACCUAGCAAGUCUUCUCAACUCCACGACCACGAGUCUGUGGGCGGUUCAGUCUCACGUCUGACCUUGGUGAGUUCAGGAGCGUGCCAGUGAGGUUCUACAAGAGAUUGUCAGUGAGUGAAGGACGCAUCUCUGCUUCCCUUCUACGGGAAAUACUGAACUACUUCUACGGAAGUUAUCCUUUGUAAUUUGUAAUUUUGUGGGGUGCAGUCAGCAUCGCAGUCUACGGGCAAGAUGGACAUGCUGUCAUCCGCCAACAGUGUCAUUCUCUCCACCAAAUCGUCCAUGGACUCUUUUUCCACCAGUAUCCUCAACCUGGCAGACUCGGUGGGCACUACUGCCUUCCUGGUCAUAAUGGCAGGGGCCAUGGCGGUCAGUGCUGGUAUCGGUGGCCUUUCCUUCACCGGCAUCGCCAGGGUGGACGAGUACUUUGGCUGGCCCCUGUGGUCAAGUAUAUUCCCGAGGUGGCGAGAGCAGUCCGGGGUACCCCUCCAAGAAAGGGAUUUCGACAAUGUUGGCUACGUCCUGAAGCUCCUGAAAGACGCCUUCACAAAAUACAGAGAAAGACGGCAUCGACAGUGAGAGUAUUGUAACAGCAACACAUCAUAAUACACACUGUUACGAGUUACAAUACCACAACACUGCUCAAACAGACAACCCCAAUAUCAUCACAUAUCCACCAACACACGACGCUGGACUUCAUUAGUGCUAAGAAAACGAGUACUGUAAUUCCUUAGUCAAUAACCUUACAUCCACAGCGGAGUAUUCAAUGCAAUACAACCCUGGUCAAAUAUAACAAGUUGUUUACCACAUCAUGUACAAAGAGCUUUCCACUUCUAUUGUGACUGUUUAUUAUCCCUUGAUUAUCAUAAGUUGAAGACAAUGUUGUACUAAGUUAAACGGAAAUUUAAUUUCUGCUAAUAAU
This is a messenger RNA of Homarus americanus (American lobster), 961 nucleotides long. RefSeq lists its product as uncharacterized. Lineage: Eukaryota; Metazoa; Arthropoda; Malacostraca; Decapoda; Nephropidae. The coding region runs from base 271 to 618 and encodes 115 amino acids. The transcript is spliced from 3 exons. The record is from RefSeq and is a predicted model, not a curated record.